AUGCCCCAGAUCAAGAUCAACGAGCAGGAGGUCGGCCCCAUUGGCUAUGGCCUCAUGGGCCUUACCUGGCGCGCGAACCCUUGCCCGGAAGAGCAGGCCUUUGAGGCUAUCAAAGCCGCACUUAGCAACGGCUGCAACUUCUUCAAUGGCGGGGAGUUCUAUGGGCCCCCAGAGUACAACUCCCUCGUGCUCCUGGAGCGCUACUUCGCCAAGUACCCCGAGGAUGCGGACAAGGUUGUUCUGAGUGUCAAGGGCGCGGCCGGGCCUCACGGCCACCAGCCCAACGGCACCGCGGCCGAGAUCAACAGGUCCAUCUCGCAGGUCAUCCGGCAGCUCAACGGGCGCAAGAAGCUCGACAUCUUCGAGUGCGCCCGCCGGGACCAGAACGUCUCCAUGGAGGAGACGUUCGGAGCCAUGCAGAAGUUCAUCGACGAGGGCAAGCUGGGGGGCAUCUCGCUCAGCGAGGUCCGCCACGAGACCCUCCUCGACGCCGUCAAGAUCACAAAGGUCGUGGCCGUCGAGAUCGAGCUCAGCCUGUUCGCGACUGAGGCCCUCUCCAACGGGAUCGCCGCCACGUGCGCCAAGCACAACAUCCCCAUCGUCGCCUACUCGCCCCUGGGCCGCGGUCUGCUCACCGGCGAGAUCAAGUCGCCCGAGGACAUCCCCAAGGACGACAUGAGACGUCACAUGCCGAGGUUCCAGCCCGGGAACUUUGAGCACAACAUCACCCUCGUCCACCAGGUCAACGAGAUGGCGAGGAAGAAGGGCUGCACCCCGGGCCAAUUCGCCCUGGGCUGGGUCCGGACGCUAUCAAAGCGGCCCGGCAUGCCCACCAUCAUCCCGAUCCCCGGCGCCACCACCGCGGAGCGGGUCAACGAGAACUCCAAGCUGGUGGACCUGACGGACGAGGAGAUGGGCGUGAUCGAUGGCAUUCUUGAGAAGAUGGAGGUCAAGGGUGCCCGCUAUCCUGAUUUCGUGCCCACUGAUACUUAG
Messenger RNA from Diaporthe batatas, 993 nucleotides. RefSeq lists its product as uncharacterized. Bases 1 to 993 code for a protein of 330 amino acids. The transcript is spliced from 2 exons. Gene Ontology annotation, cellular component: cytoplasm. The record is from RefSeq and is a predicted model, not a curated record. Lineage: Eukaryota; Fungi; Ascomycota; Sordariomycetes; Diaporthales; Diaporthaceae.